Messenger RNA from Adineta steineri, 1062 nucleotides. The record is from the annotation of a GenBank genome assembly. NCBI's taxonomy places the organism in Eukaryota, Metazoa, Rotifera, Eurotatoria, Adinetida, Adinetidae.
AUGUCGCUGGAGCAACAGAUACAAAGAGAAAGUGAACGAUUUCAAGUUUUAUUCAAUCGUUUAUCUGAUACAAGAUGGAGUGAAGAUGCAACACCAGAAGCACAGUCUCAUUUAGCUGCUUGUCAAAAUCAGGCUCAUCUCGUACAAAGUAAUAUUAAUGCAUUUAAUAUGGCAGCCGAGAAAGAGCAUAAACGUUUGCUCGAUAUCAAGGGGCAUGGUGUCAAACACGCAUGGUACAAGAUUCGAGGUAAACUAGAUCAACGGUUGGAUGAACAAGAAAAACUUUGGCUACAAAAAUUUGAAAAAUGUAAAGUAGAAGAAGAACAUUUGGCUGUUUUGAAGAAUGAAAUUCACUCUGCUCAAACAUAUUUACAGCAAUGUCAAAGUGCUUAUCAAGAGUAUGUCAAAUCUAAACGUGAAUUGGAUGGACUCUUUGAACAUUUCUUUGGUGGUACUACACCUUCUUAUCCUGAAGAAGAUACAAUAGAACAAAAUUUGAGAAGAGAAGAAAGACAUUUAAGCAAUUUACAAAAUAAUUGUCGUAUGUUAACACAAGUUUUUCAUUUAUUACAACAAGCUCAUCAAGCUGUUACUAUUUCUCGACAAGCACUGGAUGAAGCACUGAAUAUGAACACUUUUGAUUUGUUUUCUCAUUCGUCUUUUGCAGAUAUGGCAGUAAGUUCUCACUUAGCUACAGCUAGAAAUGCAUCUGCUCAAGCACAACAAUUACUCAACGAAGCUAGACGUAUAUAUCCAAAUAUACCACAUAUUGGUGAAUUGCAUAUCAAACAAGAUAAUCUUGUUUUCAAUAUUAUGUUCGAUAAUAUUUGGACUGAUAUGAAUAUGAGACGAAUGAUUCAAGAAGCAUCAAAUCGUAUUAGUCAUGCCGAGACAAUUUUGACGGGUGUUGUAUUAGGUAUUAAACAACAAUUAACAACAUGUGAAGCUGAUCGUGAUAGGAAGAGUAAAGAAGUGAAACGUCUCGCAGGUGAACAUUUUACUACACGAGUUUCUAUUGUACGACAUAUCAUAGAACCGCCACCUCCAUAUUCGUCCGUGUAA